Messenger RNA from Mytilus californianus (California mussel), 741 nucleotides. RefSeq lists its product as uncharacterized. The coding region runs from base 1 to 741 and encodes 246 amino acids. The transcript is spliced from 2 exons. The record is from RefSeq and is a predicted model, not a curated record. NCBI's taxonomy places the organism in Eukaryota, Metazoa, Mollusca, Bivalvia, Mytilida, Mytilidae.
AUGGCUAACUGGUUUAUUGUGAAACUUGCAAAUGAAAAUACUGCACAUAUCAGUAAAAUGCACUUAUUUCAGGGCUUCCUAACAGCAACAGUGCCAACUACCAAAAUGACAACACCUGGACAUUCUUCUGUGAUCACUACAGAGAUGACAACCCCUACACAAUCUGCAGUGAAAUCAACAGAAAUGACAACACCUGGACAUUCUACAGUGAAAACUACAGAGAUGACAACCCCUAGACAAUCUACAGUGAAAUCAACAGAAAUUAUAACACUUGGUCAAUCAAAAGUGUCAUCUACCGACAUGACAACGCCUGGAAAUUCGACAAUAAUCACCUUACAAAUAACAAAACCGGGAGCAUCUAUAGUGACAUCUAUGAAAACGACAAAAAUGUUGGAAAUGUCCGAGGUCACUUCUGUUCAACCAAUCAGACCACUGGAAUGCCUAUGUCCCUGUUCUAAGGUUGGAAAAGGCAAAUGGGAUUUCUUACAUGGAAUGAAUCUGACUCUUGACCAAUUAAGAGAAAUACUGAAGCCAGAAUUAGACCUAAUGAAAAAAGAACUAAGUAUCAACAAAUCCAAUACAACCCGGAUGCGUCGUUCCAAGAUAUCAGCUCCAGAUGAUCGUGUAUCAGCGGCAUCCGUAGGAUAUGUUGGCGUCGUCUUCAUUUGUCUUAUUACAGUUAUAAUAGUUUUUCUUGACAUGCUCGGUUGCAUAGUCACCAAGUUUAAAAAACUUCCUUGA